CCACCGAGUGGUUGGAAUUCUGGUCUUCUUCACGGUCACUGUAAAACACACACACCCACAUGCACACAGACAUACGUGUGUGUGUGUGUGUGUGUGUAAUUUACCUGGUGACUAGCUGGGGUGGUGUACCUGAUUUAGCUGGAGACUUUGAUUUGUAGGACUGACAACCUUAUUAUGCAGUGAGCUUAUUAUUGAUAUUAUUCUGCUCUCGGUUGCCAUGGCCACCUUGUGAGAGACAUUCAAUUUUCUCUCUUCCAUCAUCAUUAUCUAUGAGGCCAUCUGUUGUGGAAAAUGAAUUCAGCCUCAUUUGCAUGACUGAUAAGCAAUUUUUUUUUUUUAUCUAUUUAACAGAAGGUCAUAUGCCGGGGAUUUGGAGCUAGUGAAAAAAAAAAGUGCAGAGAAAGCAUGGGAGAGGAUGAGUGGGGCUGCGUGGGGGACGUGGAAGUGAAGCGGACCCCUCAGGCCUCCAGCCGUCCUGCUGCAUUUGUCGUCCCUGCCCGGGCGACAUCUUUUUUCCCUGAGCCACUGCACACUGAGCAGAGGGAGAAGCCUUCCCUGCGGUCUUCGAGGAGCCGCUGAUUUUCCCCCGUGGUUGGUGCAGGGAAGGUCGCUGGAGGCACUAGCGGAGGACCAGGUGUGUACCAGCCGCGCCCGGACGUUGGCCCAGCGCAUGCAGUUGUUCCCAGUCACAGAGUGCGAAAUGAACGCGAAGGAGGACUGGUGAACCCCGUGGUCCCGCAGGCGUCUCCGCGUUCUGUGGAGGAGGGAGAGCCCACCCACUCAGAGUGGCCGCGUCUGGAGGAAGAGGGAAGAUGUAGUUACUGAACCCGGUCCAGUGUUUGUGAAUCCUGCGGUACCCACGGCGGGUCAGGAGAUGCCCCGCUGGCCCAUGGACACAUGGAUAUUCCAGGAGCCACAUGAAGAUGGAGAAGUCGGGGCACAGAGAUAUUAAGUGACUUUGCCACUGUCCCAGGCUGGGGAGGACCAGGAGCAGCACCUAGAGAGAGCCCGGCCCUGGGCCGCGUCCUGCCCAAGGGGCCACGCUGCCUCCGUCCUCAGAGGACACCGCUUCCUGCAAGAUGGAUGUGGACGCCGAGGAGAAGCGCCAUCGCACACGGUCCAAAGGGGUUCGAGUUCCCGUGGAGCCAGCCAUACAGGAGCUGUUCAGCUGUCCCACUCCUGGCUGUGACGGCAGUGGCCAUGUCAGUGGCAAGUACGCCAGACACAGAAGUGUGUAUGGUUGUCCCUUGGCUAAAAAAAGGAAAACACAAGACAAACAGCCUCAGGAACCUGCUCCCAAGCGGAAACCGUUUGCGGUGAAAGCCGACAGCUCCUCCGUGGACGAAUGCUACGAAAGUGACGGGACAGAGGACAUGGACGAGAAGGAGGAGGACGAUGACGACGAGGAUGAGGAGGACGAGGAGGAAGACGAGGAGUUCUCUGAGGACAAUGACGAGCAAGGAGACGAGGACGAGGAGGACGAGGAGGUGGACCGGGAGGAAGAGGAGGAUAUUGAGGAAGAGGAGGACGAUGAGGAUGAUGACGAAGACGGAGAGGAUGUGGAGGAGGAGGAAGAGGAGGAGGAGGAAGAGGAGGAGGAGGAGGAGGAGGAGGAGGAGGAAGAGGAGGAAAAUGAAGACCCUCAGAUGAGCCGCCACGGCCCACGCAUGCUGCAGGAUGCGGAGAAGGACGACAACAAUAACGAGGAGUAUGACAACUACGACGAGCUGGUGGCCAAGUCGCUGCUGAACCUGGGCAAGAUCGCCGAGGACGCAGCACACCGCGCCCGGACCGAGUCCGAGAUGAACAGCAACACCUCCAACAGCCUGGAGGACGGGAGCGGCAAGAGCGAGAGCCUCAGUCGCAAGGGCGAGCUCAGCCUGGACCUGGACAGCGACGUGGUCAGGGAGACCGUGGACUCCCUGAAGCUGCUGGCGCAGGGCCACGGCGUUGUGCUCUCGGACGGCAUCGGUGACCGCGGCCACGCGGAGGGGAUGGCGCCGCAGGACAGCAGGAGCGUGAACUACGUGGUGCUGGGGAAGCCCGUGAGCAACGGGCUGGGCGAGAGGCUGGGCGAGGACAGCGAGGAGGAGGUGUGCUUGAGCAGCCUCGAGUGCCUGCGCAACCAGUGCUUCGACCUGGCCCGCAAGCUCAGCGAGACCGAGCCCCAGGACCGGGGCCCCCCGCCCAGCGCCAGCGCCCGGCCGCACGGCCGGCCGGAGGACGACUUCCCGGGCAGGACACCUGACCGGAGCUACUCGGACAUGAUGAACCUCAUGCGGCUGGAGGAGCAGCUCAGCCCCAGGCCCAGAACGUUCUCUAGCUGCGCCAAGGAGGACGGGUGUCAGGAGAGGGACGACGACACCACCUCCAUCAACUCGGACAGGUCCGAGGAGGUGUUUGACAUGACCAAGGGCAACCUGACGCUCCUCGAGAAGGCCAUCGCCCUGGAAACCGAGAGGGCCAAGGCCAUGAGGGACAAGAUGGCCAUGGACGCCGGGAGGAGGGACACUCUGAGGUCGUACGAGGACCAGUCUCCCAGACAGCUUCCCGGGGAGGACAGGAAGCCCAGGUCCAGUGACAGCCAUGUCAAAAAGCCAUACUAUGGUAAAGAUCCCUCAAGAACAGAAAAGAAAGAGAGCAAGUGUCCAACCCCCGGGUGUGAUGGAACCGGCCAUGUAACUGGGCUUUACCCGCAUCACCGCAGUCUGUCUGGAUGCCCGCACAAAGAUAGGGUCCCUCCAGAAAUUCUUGCCAUGCAUGAAAAUGUUCUCAAGUGUCCCACUCCAGGCUGCACAGGGCGAGGGCAUGUGAAUAGCAACAGGAACUCCCACAGAAGCCUCUCUGGAUGCCCUAUUGCUGCAGCAGAGAAACUGGCAAAGGCCCAAGAAAAACACCAGAGCUGCGAUGUGUCCAAGUCCAACCAGGCCUCGGACCGAGUCCUCAGGCCAAUGUGCUUUGUAAAGCAGCUCGAGAUUCCUCAGUAUGGCUACAGAAACAAUGUCCCCACAACCACGCCGCGCUCCAACCUGGCCAAGGAGCUCGAGAAAUAUUCCAAGACUUCGUUUGAGUACAACAGUUACGACAACCAUACUUAUGGCAAGAGAGCCAUAGCUCCCAAGGUGCAAACCAGGGACAUAUCCCCCAAAGGAUAUGACGAUGCGAAGCGGUACUGCAAGACCGCCAGCCCCAGCAGCAGCACCACCAGCAGCUACGCGCCGAGCAGCAGCAGCAACCUGAGCUGCGGCGGCGGCAGCAGCGCCAGCAGCACGUGCAGCAAGAGCAGCUUCGACUACACGCACGACGUGGAGGCCGCGCACAUGGCGGCCGCCGCCAUCCUCAACCUGUCCACGCGCUGCCGCGAGAUGCCACAGAACCUGUCCACCAAGCCACAGGACCUGUGUGCCGCGCGGAACCCUGACAUGGACGUGGAUGAGAAUGGCACCCUGGACCUCAGCAUGAACAAACAGAGGCCGCGGGAUAGCUGCUGCCCUGUCCUGACGCCCCUGGAGCCCAUGUCCCCUCAGCAGCAGGCAGUGAUGAGCAGCCGGUGCUUCCAGCUCAGCGAGGGCGACUGCUGGGACUUGCCAGUGGACUACACCAAGAUGAAGCCCCGACGGGUGGACGAGGAUGAUCCCAAAGAGAUGGCCCCAGAAGACUUGGACCCAUUCCAGGAGGCUCUGGAAGAAAGAAGGUACCCUGGGGAGGUGACCAUCCCGAGCCCCAAGCCCAAGUACCCCCAGUGCAAGGAGAGCAAAAAGGACCUAAUAACAUGUCCAACUCCGGGGUGUGAUGGGAGUGGUCAUGUGACUGGCAAUUACGCCUCACACAGAAGUCUGUCCGGCUGCCCACUGGCUGACAAAAGCAUUCGAAGUAUGCUGGCCACCAGUUCACAAGAACUCAAGUGCCCCACCCCUGGCUGUGACGGUUCUGGACACAUCACCGGCAACUAUGCUUCCCAUAGGAGUCUUUCAGGGUGUCCAAGAGCAAAAAAAAGUGGCAUACGGAUAGCCCAAAGCAAAGAAGAUAAAGAAGACCAGGAGCCCAUCAGGUGUCCUGUCCCAGGCUGUGACGGUCAGGGCCACAUCACUGGGAAGUAUGCGUCCCACCGCAGCGCCUCAGGGUGCCCCUUGGCGGCCAAGAGGCAGAAAGAUGGGUACCUCAACGGCUCCCAGUUCUCCUGGAAGUCGGUCAAGACGGAAGGAAUGUCCUGCCCCACACCGGGGUGUGACGGAUCAGGGCACGUCAGCGGCAGCUUCCUCACACACCGCAGCCUGUCAGGAUGCCCGCGGGCUACAUCAGCCAUGAAGAAGGCCAAGCUGUCUGGAGAUCAAAUGCUGACCAUCAAGCAGCGUGCCAGCAAUGGGAUAGAAAAUGACGAGGAGAUCAAGCAGUUGGACGAAGAGAUCAAGGAGCUGAACGAGUCCAAUUCCCAGAUGGAGGCAGACAUGCUGAAGCUCAGGACUCAGGUAACGAUCACCACGAUGGAAAGCAACCUGAAGACGAUCGAGGAGGAGAACAAGGUCAUCGAGCAGCAGAACGAGUCCCUGCUGCACGAGCUGGCCAACCUGAGCCAGUCCCUGAUCCACAGCCUGGCCAACAUCCAGCUGCCUCACAUGGAUCCAAUCAAUGAACAAAAUUUUGAUGCUUACGUGACUACUUUGACGGAAAUGUAUACAAAUCAAGACCGUUAUCAGAGUCCAGAAAAUAAGGCCCUACUGGAAAAUAUAAAGCAGGCUGUGAGAGGAAUUCAGGUCUGAACAGCUGCUCUAGUGGCGAGACUCAUUCUAAGAAAGGACGCCUCUUGGUUUCGGCUGCUGUGACUUGUUACCAGAAAGCGUUCUAUUUAUUUCUGUCGGAACAGUGUUAUGCUUACGAGACUCCACACGGUUUUGUGUCUUGCUUUAAGAUAGCACCUGCAGAAUAGUUUUUGAACACAUUCACAUUUUGUACGUUUUCCUAAGAGCUGACGUAGUGUGAUCUGCCGUGUAAUGUUUAUAGCUGCUACUGUAUGCACACUGGGGGUAUAUAUAUUUCUGAAGAGGUAAGCUGAUCAAAAUAAAUAGAGUGUAAAUUCUUUUUAAUGCUUUAGUGAUUAAAUGUUUUAGUAUUUUGAACUGAAAUGGACAAAAAAGAAAAAGAAAAAAAACAGCUUUGAAUGACCAUGUUGUGGCCCCACGGCCACUUUUUAGACAUUAUCAUUUUGCCUCGUGUUGGAGGACUUUAUGGAAUUUAAGAAAUACAUUUUGUGUGCAUAUUGUUUCAUAGCGAGAAUUGGUUGCAAAAUGCUUUAUUUUUGAACAAUGCUUGGAAAUAUUAUGUGAUUUUUUUGUUUGUUUGUUUUAGGAGGAUGGUGUAUGGUGGGGGCAAUAAGUGAGGUUUUUUGCAUUCCAAGGAAAUGGCAUAUGGAUUAACUGUAAGAAAUGAAAUAAGUAAUUUAUUGUAAGACAACAUCAAGCCAUGGAAACUUGGCAGAAGAUUCAAAGCAGCUUAAGCAGCACUUUUAAAUUAACUCCUAAACAUUACAUGGUGUGACUCUGGAGACUUCCGUUAAGACAGGACCUUGUCAGAGGUGGACAGCACGAAGAUUUCCUUUUGGUUCUCAGUACCCUCUGGAACAACCUUCUCUUAUCUCUCCUAGAGUCCCGUGCCCCUCUGAACUGUUCCCGCAACAUAGUUUACCUAACAGAAGUUGUGUGCUUUCAAUUUGAGCAAAAAGAUAAUUUAAGAGCAUUUAUUUCCCCUUUUCACUUUUAAAAAAUCAUUAUCGUUGCUAUUCUCAUUUCACGUUUGAGGGACAAAAGCUAACGGCUGUGAGCACUCUGCUUUCUGGACUGAAUUUCCUGCUGGACGGUGGGAAAGCAGCUCUGUAAAGUUUCCCACCCCUCGCCCCACCCGACCCUGACUCUGAAUCGGCCUUGGCCCUAUUCAGAGCGCUCUGAGAACGACGGACGCUCACGCCCUGCCCUCGCGGGUCCAGGUGACCACAGAGCAUUGCAUAGCCUUGUUGGCUAUUGUGCCCUAUGCUGAGAAUGAAUGCAAUCAGAGUUUAACCUGACUAAUAUACUGCAGCACUUUUUGCUUUGAACUAGGUCAUCUUAGACUUCUUACACCUUCAGGAUUGGAUUGUUUGACUCCAAUGACUGCACUAUCUGUAUGCAUAAGACCACUUUUGACGGCUGCGUUCCCCUUCUAAGUAGUCUUUUGACGAUGUGUUGUGUUUCCUGAUGUUGAUUUCUUUUAGUAGCAUCUCUCCUUCCAUGUCUUGAUGUUAUGCAGGAAGUACAAAAGUACUUUAAAAUUUUGUUAUGAAAAAAAAGAUGGGUUUUGUAAAAAUUAAAAAAAAAUAUUUUUAGCAGAACAGGACUUACAGGGUCAUUGUCCCCACAAUGUGCCAGUCGACUAUUUGCACUUACCUUGUCCUAUUAUCCGUACGGAGGUGUGCAAUUCCUGUGUCGGUCGCCUCGCGACAUGAAGCUGGACGGAUGAGAGCAGAGGCCCCACGGCUGACCCACCGCGUAGCCCAGGGAGACUACAGGGAUCUCACGACGAACAUUCUGAUACAAUACUCGACCUCGGUAUAUAUAUGUGUAUAGAUGUGUGUACAUCCCAGCGGCACUUUAUACUGUUCACUGUACAGACGCCUACAGUUCUCCAGGACGGUCAUUCCUAGCUGGGAGAAGACGACGUCACUGCUCGGGGCCCUGGCACGCCCCUUCUGUUGUGCGACUAGUCCUAGCUGCCAUGCUCAGAAAUGCCUUUUGAGAGCAGAAGCAAGGUGCUCACUGUCACCUGAUGCCAUACACGGUCCGGGCCUCGCCUCGGAGGGCCCCUGUUCAUAGCGGCACACGCAUUCCCCCGCGUCUCGUCUGCAGCUUCUCGGCCAAUGUAGUAUGCUUUUAGUAGAGUAAUAGGUAGUAUCGGUUUGGAUUCUCAUUGUCAUCCCCCAUGUACAAUGGAAAGGGACACUAAGCACAAACCUGCUGCUCAUGUAACGUUGGUACAUAAUCAAAUCAGAGUCAUCUGUGACUGUUGUAUAGGGAUCACAGUGCCACCUGUUAGAAUGCUGACCUUCCAUAUGGGCUAUUGUGAGUUACCAGAGCUUAUUUAUUAUAACUUAUUGUUCAUAUUCAUUUGAGUUAAUUUAAGCAAUCAUUUAUCAAGACAGAAUUUUGUAUAAACUAUUUAUUGUGCUCUCUGUGGAACUGAAGUUUGAUUUAUUUUUGUACUACACGGCAUGGGUUUGUUGACACUUUAAUUUUGCUAUAAAUGUGUGGAAUCACAAGUUGCUGUGAUACUUCAUUUUUAAAUUGUGAACUUUGUACAAACUUUGUCAUGCUGGAUGUGAACACAUCUUAUCUAAAUAAAGAGGUGUUGCCACGUUUGUAGCACGAAGGAUCUCUACCCGGGUCUGC
Messenger RNA from Marmota monax (woodchuck), 7415 nucleotides. RefSeq names its product myelin transcription factor 1 like (gene Myt1l). Gene Ontology annotation, cellular component: nucleus. Gene Ontology annotation, molecular function: zinc ion binding; RNA polymerase II cis-regulatory region sequence-specific DNA binding; DNA-binding transcription factor activity, RNA polymerase II-specific. Lineage: Eukaryota; Metazoa; Chordata; Mammalia; Rodentia; Sciuridae. The record is from RefSeq and is a predicted model, not a curated record. Gene Ontology annotation, biological process: regulation of transcription by RNA polymerase II. The transcript has 26 exons. Bases 1080 to 4760 code for a protein of 1226 amino acids.